This is a messenger RNA of Monosiga brevicollis MX1, 3482 nucleotides long. RefSeq lists its product as uncharacterized. The transcript has 8 exons. Bases 1 to 3321 code for a protein of 1106 amino acids. The record is from RefSeq and is a predicted model, not a curated record. Lineage: Eukaryota; Choanoflagellata; Craspedida; Salpingoecidae. Gene Ontology annotation, cellular component: cytoplasm.
AUGGGGUGGGGCGCUCCGGCCGCAGGAACGCCGACCCACCGGCUCCUGCGCUUGUUGGGCUUUAUCUUGGCCUUUGCGCUUGGCACAGAAGGCACGGAUUGUUAUCGCCAGGUGCAAGGUACAUGCACGGUGACUUGCGGUGAGGACGUGGUCGGCUUGCGGGAUGUUACCUACGAGUACACCAACACGUCAGAAGCUUGUUUGGCUGUGCAAAUGCCCGAACCCACCAUCACCUCCUGCCUAGCCGUCUCGGCUUGCAAUUAUUGCCAGGACAUCAACAUGACCUUUGCUCGCCCCUUGGGCAAGCGCACGGGUACCAUCAGCACUGUUCUCCUUACCUACAGCUCCACACGAACAUGGCGCAGUGCCAACGGCAUUCAACUUGCUUACUCUAGCAAUCUCGGUGGUUGGGUGCUUACUGAUGGCACUUACGCGGUCGCGGGCAUCGGAUCCUCGCCCUCUCUCUUGCCCUUUUUCACCGUGUCCCAAACUACAUGGACGGCCGGUGACAGGUCGGGCAGUGUCAGCAUUACCAGCUUUUGUAGCAGUUGUGGGUCCAAUCAUUACCUGCUACCGGACGGCCUGUCCUGCAACAGAUACCGUGAACCCUGCAUGGAUGGCGAGAGUCUUCUGGCAGCCGGCACGCCUACCAGUGAUCGCGUUUGCGAGACACUGGUUCAGGAAAAUUGCUCACGGCCCUUGCUCUCGGACAGCAGCUACUGCAUUCAGUGUCCCCCCGGUCUUCUCCUUGUCGAUGGCGUGUGCAGCAACACUUGCCCAGAUGAGCUACCCAUUCUAGAUACUUACACUCAGACCUGCCGACUUUGUCGGGCAGGCCAUUUCGGGGCAAGCUGUGUGGCCUGCAGUAACGAUGACUGCCUUUAUUGUGACCCCUCCAACUCUACCAUCUGCACACAGUGCUACUACGACGAUGCACUGUCCAAUGGCCAAUGCGAACUGAAUGCCAAUACUUAUAAUGCUCCAUUUUAUGGCUCGGAUGUCAAUGGUCCUCUCAUUAUGGCAGCCAUUGUCGAGGCUCUGUCCUCGUCCAGCAAUCUGGCGAUUCGUGCUCGUAGCUACACGGACAUCACAGACGGUGUAGUAGCCGAGCUUACCAUGUGUGAUCGCACCACCUUUAAGUGCUAUUCAGACGCCGAGGUUGAGGCCGUUUUGACAAGUGAUAAUGUCACUGCCGUCUUGGAUGCUCUCAACGUAACCAUGGUUCAACCCACCACAACAACGGCCGCUCCCAACUCAUCGGAUCUGGCUUCGUGGUUGCGUCGAAAUCGCACCAUCAUCAUCAUCGUUUGCAUCGUUCUCUUUAUCAUCAUCCUUGCCAUUGUUCUUUACCUCAUCUGCCGGAAUCAAGGGAAUGGUCCGAAGGAAACCAAACUCAACUUUGACCUCCGCCGCAAAAAGUCAAGCAAUAGCUUGGAGAUUGUUCGCACGGGUGGCUACAGCGAUGAUUUCCUGGAGCGCAACUAUGCUGCUUUGGCCUGGUACCAGCAGAAUGAAUUUUUCCGUGCUUCCGGCGUUGACAUGGAUGGUAACGCUCAGCCUUGGAUGAUGGGUAUCGUGUCGGCUCGACGCGUCGAGUUUCUUCUUGGCAAUCAAACAGACGGUGCUUUCUGCGUUCGUGUUAGCGCCCACAACCUCUGCUUGGUGCUCAAUGUGUCCUGGAACGGGAGCGUCUGGCACUUCCCCAUUGAGAUGGACGACGAACUGGACGAGAUGGAGCAUGGCUAUCGCAUCUACGAAGUGGGCACCGACUUUUUCUUCCCCACUCUUGAGAGCAUGAUUGAUUAUCACAUGCAAGAGCCACUUCUGAACAACGUGCUACUGACGUAUGCCGUGUGUGACGGUGGUAUGUCGUUUUGGAAGCUGAUCGACUACGUGCGUGAGCUUGAUGCCUCUGACACAGAAUCACAGGGGCCAUACUACCCAGAUGGCCGAACGCGGCGAUCAACGGUCUUCUCCAUUGGCCGCUCGUCCGUUGGCUCUUUUGUCAUGCACAACUCGGACGGCGCACCCACCACGGUGCAUGCCCGGGGUUCAGCAACGUACCAUCGACCAGACUAUCCUUCCCCGCGGCGGUCCUCCGCCAUGCAAGGCUUCCGGCAGGACUCUCAGGGGUCCUUUGGGCGACGUCAUACCAACGCUUCAAUCCGUUCACUGACUCAUACCAUCUACGAGUCGGCGGAGGAGAAUGGGGCCAGCCCAUCGUCGACGGGCACAUCCGUGGUUCUUAUUCCAGAGAGUCGACUGGUGGAGCAGGACUCCACGGGCUCCCAUGCCUCAUCAGCUUAUUCCGAGGCCAUGGAUAUGGAGCCCCAUGAGGGAACAGCACGUUCAGCCAUGCCACAGGAUCCUAAUUCCCUGACACUGAUUGCGCGCACUUCACCCCGUGGGGCGGACGCCGCAGCGCACGAGGAGGCAGAGAGUGAUCUCGGGGCCGAGCCUGAAACUGAGGGAGAGGGGUGCAAACCGCGCAAAACACCUUCUUCUAGUUCGCGGCCACGGGCGACGCGACGUCUUUCCAUUGGCCAGCGCACGACCGCUCGCAGCUCGAAGUCCAACAGCUUGCACUCUCCAAGCGAAUCGCUGACCUCGCUUGACAUGACGGAUGACCAUGCCAUGCCCACACGCCCGGGGCGCGUCAAAUCACAGUCGUCAAGCCAGAAGGUCACUCCCCCGUCGCGGAGCAGCGUCCACCAUCGGGCUGCAGCAGAAACCACACCCCUGCAGGUGCCCUUUGCCAUGACACCGAAUUCUACUCCGACCCAGCCAGAGCCGGUCCAGCCCGAGGCUCAGCAACAGUCUCAGCUGAUGCCACCCAUGACGGAGCUGGGCAUGGAAUCAGACAACGUGUACACCCCUGAGCCGCACUGGGAGUCUGUGGGUGGUGGUGUUGAUGCACAGGGGGCAGAUGAAGACUUCACGUGGGAUACCAUGUUGGGAACGGAGGAGAACCGAGCGUACAACCAGCCACGUUCGAUCCACGGGCCAAGCAACCAGUCCAACUCGUGGCAUGCAACACCCAGUGGCUCAACGCAACAGCUCAAUCUGCCGGCCGCCAAUGCGGACGGCCCCAUGAUUUUGAGCUUUGGUGGAGGCGGUGACGACUCAGAUGCGUCAACCCAAAGUGAUGCCACGUUGCACAACUUUCAGACCGCUCGCGGCCACACACCAAGCUUGAGGGAUGCACCAGCCACAGAAUCGGAGUCGGACACGAGUUCAGAGGCCCAUGACGGCGAUGGGGCUAUUCGCGUGGUGGAUGAUCGACACGUGCGGGUUCCACAUGUCUCCAACAGCGAAAUCUAGCGCGUCGAACGUUGCGUCAUGCCAGUGGACGCCCGUCCGUGGGCGGCGUGUGGAUGUGGCUGUCCUUAUCAUUUAAUGGUUGUUUCUUUUUAUUCUACAUUGCUCUUGUGUGGUGUUGUGAGUCUGCUGCCAUUGCUAUGAAUUGAGAGCAGAUGAUGCUG